Messenger RNA from Toxotes jaculatrix (banded archerfish), 2743 nucleotides. It is a transcript of the gene cacng6b, whose product is annotated as calcium channel, voltage-dependent, gamma subunit 6b. The transcript is spliced from 5 exons. Lineage: Eukaryota; Metazoa; Chordata; Actinopteri; Toxotidae. Gene Ontology annotation, biological process: regulation of calcium ion transmembrane transport via high voltage-gated calcium channel; calcium ion transmembrane transport. The record is from RefSeq and is a predicted model, not a curated record. Gene Ontology annotation, molecular function: calcium channel regulator activity; voltage-gated calcium channel activity. Gene Ontology annotation, cellular component: L-type voltage-gated calcium channel complex; membrane. The coding region runs from base 515 to 1312 and encodes 265 amino acids.
CUAACUCUCCCAUCACCACUCUCCCCCUCUAUUAAGUUUCAAGCGUCUCUUCCUCCUGAACUGAACAACACACACCAAACAGAGGACUGGAUGGAAAACAGACACUGGCUCUCCUGGUCCUACCUCCAUCUCUUCCCAUUUUCUCAUUUCCUUACUUCAACCGCCCUCUGCUCCAUUGUGGCUCCAUUCAUAUCUCUUUCUAAGAGAUAUGAAUCUCUUAGAAACUCUGUCUAAUUUAAGUGUACAGUGCACGUAUUUUUUACUUGAUCUGUUCACUGCUUUUGCUCAAUUUACCCAUCCAUCACAGGGUAUUUGAUAACUGUGUCUCCUCUUUUUCGAUAUACUGUUAUCACUUCUAAAUCUACACCCUAUCCAACUCGAAUCUCUCCCCAUUUUCCUCUUUCUUAACCUUCCUUGCAUCUUUUCAUCUAUUAUUUGCUCUCCUAAUCUUUAGCCUGACUCUGUUGUCCCAUUCCCUGGUCUUCCUGGUUGGGCCUGGCCAGUUGAGAUCAGUAUGUGGUCCAACUUCUUUGUACAGCAGGAUGAGGAGGGGCGCAUUGGGGUAGCAGGGGCUGGACAAGGUGGGGGUUUGGGUGGAAUGAAAGGUGGAAGGGGACAGAGGCGAGCCCAUAAGAUGAGUGACAGCCAGGAGGGGAAGAUCAAGCUGGCCUUCUUCGUGUCUAUCAUUGGGGUGACCCUGACAGUUUUGGGCAUGGGGACAGAGUUUUGGGUGGAGCUGGCCCAACCAAAGAAUUUCAGCGGCAACCAGACCUGCCAGAUGGCCCACUAUGGCCUGUGGAAGGGCUGCAUCCGCACCCUAUGGGUGGCUGACAUAGACCCAGAGAGGACGAGCUGUGGCCCUGCUGAGCUACCUGGAGAAUCCAACUGCACCUACUUCAAAUUCUUCACCUCUGGGGAGAACGCAGUCAUAUUCAAGAAGACAACGAACAAGAAUCUGAAUCUAGCAGCAGCUAUCUUGGCCCUUUUGAGUCUGACCCUGAUGGUCAUGGGCUCCAUCUGUAUCGCCAUGUCCCUGAGCAAAGGAGUGCAGUUCUUUCUCAAGCCAGCCUCCUUCUGUUUCAUUCUGUCAGGUGUACUUGUCCUUCUCUCUAUCCUGGUAUUCCACCAGUCUGUGCUGGCCUUGCUGUCCAGUGAUCACUCAAUACCUUUACACCACAAGCUGUCCUGGUCAGUGGCCUGUGUGGGCUCAGCGGGAGCCGCUCUUAUUUUCGGAGGUUUCCUCUUCAUCAUCCUCUCUCUUCCUUUCAGCCCCUGGCAAAAAUGCUUGCCACACAAGAAUAGCGCCACCUAGCACUUGACUAACGAAAUAUACGUCUAGUGUUUGUGAUAUUUUGCUUGGGAGCAAGUAAAGCAUACAGGCCCAUUUCCUGAGGACUGCAACUUUGAGCUCGCUCUUGGUAUUCAAUUUGUAAGAGAGGUUAUACUAGGUCUUAAUCAAGCAUUUGAAGAAAAGUCAUUAGCACAUGAGGAAGCCCUUUAGAGUUAGUUUAAAAUUUGUUUUGGUGUUUCAUAAAUAGGAAAUACAUGGAGGGAGUGACAGGGCUACUGCUGGCUGUUUUAGCUCUAUGGUGUGCUUACUUCAAGAAGUGUCAAAAAAGGCUUCAAAAAGGCUUCAAACAGCCUACCUGUAGCCAUACAGCCACACAGGAAUCUAGUCUUUCCGUUUCACUAGAGUGAAUACUUUUUUUUUAAAUCAUCAGUUUUAAAAUUUGCUUAAUGUAAAAGUGUUUGUACCCUUUUGAAAAUGAAAGCCCAUUUCUGCCAAGAAAAUUUUAAAAAACACAAAAGAACUCACUAACAGGUCCUUUUUCCAUGCUUCAAUGGCAGUGUUCAAUAUCGGAACCCGAUACCGAUACUGGAUUGGAUCAGCCCCGUCCCUGUUGUCAGCUAACUUCUUCCAUUGCUCCCACUAGAUUUCUACAGCUGCUGUGGCUUUGUAACCUGAAUGUAAACAUGUAAUUUUGAGGCACUUGCUGAAACAACUGACACUGUCCUUCUUCUUGGUAGAACAGACUCUAAGCAAGACAUGACACAGUAUUAUGAGUUGACUUACCGCUUCAUAGUUCUGACUUACUUACUGGGCAUUUUUAUUUAUUUAUUUUAUCUACUGUAUUUUUUUUUCUCCUGGCAGAAAUGGCCUUCCAUAGUUUAAAAUUUCUAAAGCACCAUCAAGAUGCAUCACCAUCAGCGUAGCAACAAAUAAUUACUUUUGAUAAUGUUCAGUAUAAUCAGUAUAGAAAAUAUCCUGAUUACUUUCAAAGAAGUUGCUUGUCACAUCUGCUAUAUGUUGCCUUAUGAAUAGAGCCAGUGAGCCUGAGAGAGGUUUUAGUUGUCAUUAUGUAUUACAUAUGUGUGUUUUACAACUAUUGAGUGAAUGCUGUUUCAUAUAUAUGAAUGUAAGAUGGAUGAAAUCAACUGUGAGAAGAGAUUAAAAUAACAUUUUGUAUAUGAGAGAAUUGUGUGGACUCACACUGUAAGCUCAACUCUGUACAUAAAAAUGAAUGUGUUUAUAUUUUAUGAAUGGCCACUGUUUGUUGUGUUGUGUCAGUUACUUUAUUUGCGAUAUGUAUGCAGUAAAUACACUUUAUUUGUUAUAGCAUCCUCACCUUUUCUCUCUACAAAGACAUGCUAUUUUACACAACAUACACUGCACUCCUUUCUACUCAUAUGUAUCCACAGUAUGUGGCACUAGUUCUGCUUUUCAUUAAAGGGAUUUGACAUG